AUGCACAUCACGAAGAAGCUGGCGUCGGCCCAUGCCAAGGGCACCGCCACUUAUUCCUUUGAAUACUUCCCGCCCAAGACGGCACAAGGUGUACAGAACCUGUAUGAUCGUAUGGAUCAGAUGCACGGUCUGGGUCCUGCGUUCAUUGACAUCACCUGGGGUGCCGGUGGGCGCCACUCGUCACUCACUUGCGAAAUGGUCAAGGUCGCUCAAUCCGUAUACGGACUGGAGACGUGUAUGCACCUCACCUGUACCGACAUGGAACUCAGCAAGGUCGACGAUGCGUUGAAGGAGGCCUACCACUCCGGCUGCACCAACAUUCUGGCAUUGAGAGGUGAUCCUCCAAGAGAGCAGSAAAAAUGGGUGGAGACCCAAGGCGGAUUCCGCUAUGCCAGGGAUUUGAUCAAAUACAUCAGAAAGACCUACGGUAAUCACUUUGAUAUCGGCAUUGCUGGCUAUCCCGAAGGACCAGAUGAGACCACUACCGCCGACGAACACAUUGUCUACUUGAAGGAAAAGGUCGAUGCUGGCGGCACCUUUAUCGUCGCCCAGAUGUGCUACGAUGCGGAGCUGUUCAUCCAAUGGGUCAAGGACUGCCGUGCUGCCGGAAUUCCCGAGUCUGUUCCCAUCAUCCCUGGAAUCAUGCCCAUUUCAACACACGCAGCGUUCCUUCGACGCGCCAAUUGGUCUGGCGCACGCAUCCCGCCAGCAUGKAAUGAGGCCUUGGAUCCAAUCAAGAACGAUGACAGUGCAGUGAGGGAAGUUGGUCGAGACCUCAUGGUAGAGUUUUGCCAAAAGCUGCUGGCGGCCGGAAUCAUGCAUCUGCACUUUUACACCAUGAACUUGGCAGGUGCGGUGCGAAUGGUACUCGAAAGGCUCGACUUGACGCCCUCUGCGGAGAGCCCCGAUCCCGAGAUCAAGCCUUUGCCGUGGCGUCAAUCUCUUGGACUUAACCGACGAGACGAGAACGUGCGGCCCAUCUUCUGGCGAAACCGCAACCGCGCGUACGUUGCUCGAACCCAGGACUGGGAUGAAUUCCCCAAUGGACGCUGGGGUGACAGUCGAUCGCCUGCAUUUGGUGGACUUGAUGAAUACGGUGUUGGUUUGAAGGGUACCAACGAAAGCAACCGCAAGCUGUGGGGAGAGCCGAAGAACGUGAAUGACAUUUCCAAACUCUUCGUCAAGUACAUGACUGGCAAGGUCGAGACCUUGCCAUGGUCAGAGGCACCCAUUAAUGAAGAAGCCAAUGUCCUGGUGAAAGACCUGACAGACUUGAACAACCGGGGUCUACUUACUAUCAACUCCCAGCCAGCAGUUGAUGGUGCCAAGUCUUCACACCCCGUUUACGGUUGGGGUCCAAGGAACGGAUACGUGUACCAGAAGCAAUAUCUCGAAGUUCUGGUCUGCCCGGAGCUCUUCCCAACGGUAAUCCAGCGCAUGGAGGCAGACCCAGACAUCACCUACUACGCCGUCAACAACAGCGGAGAUUUGAAGAGCAAUGCUCCGACUGACGGCGGGCCCAAUGCCGUGACCUGGGGCGUAUUCCCAGGUAAGGAGAUCGUACAGCCUACCAUAGUCGWGACUGUAUCCUUCCUGGCUUGGAGAGAUGAAUUCWAUCACCUCGGUCUGGAAUGGAGCAAGUGCUACGAUGAAGGCAGCGAAAGCCGUGCUCUCAUCACGGAGAUUACCAAGAGCUGGUACUUGGUCAACAUCGUGCACAACGACUUCCGCAACCAGAGUGGCAUCUUCCCCAUCUUCGAAGGCUUGACCGUCCCAGGUGUCGAUGCCACACCAAUCACCAAUGGUCACACCAAUGGCCACACCAACGGUCACACCGAGGCCGGAGCAAAGGAAAAUGGCGGACCCAAGCCUGAGACGAAUGGCGUCCCCGAUGGCAAUAAUGUCGUUAAUGGUGCCGAUAAAGUAGCGGCAUCAACUUGA
Messenger RNA from Ramularia collo-cygni, 1941 nucleotides. Its product is annotated as probable methylenetetrahydrofolate reductase 2. The transcript has a single exon. The record is from RefSeq and is a predicted model, not a curated record. Gene Ontology annotation, molecular function: FAD binding; methylenetetrahydrofolate reductase [NAD(P)H] activity. NCBI's taxonomy places the organism in Eukaryota, Fungi, Ascomycota, Dothideomycetes, Mycosphaerellales, Mycosphaerellaceae. Gene Ontology annotation, cellular component: cytosol. The coding region runs from base 1 to 1941 and encodes 646 amino acids. Gene Ontology annotation, biological process: tetrahydrofolate interconversion.